Mizuhopecten yessoensis (Yesso scallop) is the source of this 759-nucleotide messenger RNA. Its product is annotated as acetylcholinesterase-like. The coding region runs from base 1 to 759 and encodes 252 amino acids. The transcript has a single exon. The record is from RefSeq and is a predicted model, not a curated record. Lineage: Eukaryota; Metazoa; Mollusca; Bivalvia; Pectinida; Pectinidae.
AUGCAAAGUAACCCAUUUUCUUUACUAUUCGAACCGAAAGACGAUGCUCAUUUCCAAACGGAGGAAAUCGCGCUGAUAUUGGAAUGCACAAUAGCAAAUACGUCAGCUAUGAUAAGUUGCCUCAAGACAAAAAGUGAACAAAAUGUGAUAGCAGCUAUGGCAACGUUUGAUAAUGAAAAAAUAGAAACUAGUCAAAGUUGGAUAAAGAACCAAUACCAGCGCUGGGGACCCGUGAUAGAUGGUGAUGAGAUUCCUAUGAACCAGUUUGACGCAUUUGCGCAAAAACUUCCGAGCAGUCGGAAAAGGAUACUGCUCGGUUCAAACAGUGACGAAGGGAUCACUUUCGUUUCGGAUACAGAUUCAAAUGCUCCCUACUUUAAAAUUUUAGGCAUUAUUCGCCAACAAACGCGAAACAGCAAGGAAGCUCCAGCAGCAGCACAAUUGCAGAAACUGUAUCCAGAACGAGGAGAUUCACGGGAAGUACUAGCAAAAUCUGCCACCGAUUACUUGUUUAUGUGUCCCGCUCGCAAAGUAGCUAGUGAUCUGACACGCGCAGGAAACAGGGUAUGGGUGUACCUGUUGGCUCAACCUGUGUCUAUGCUCAAAGGCCUGGGUAUUCCUGUGAAAGCCAUCCAUGGUGUAGAUCUUAUAUUCCUCUUCAAUAAUAUAGAAGACAUCGGGUGGUUUUCAAUGACAUCGGAAGAAAAGGAGAUUUCGGCGCAGAUGAUUCUGUAUUGGAACAAUUUUGCUCGCUCUUGA